Messenger RNA from Camellia sinensis, 1197 nucleotides. RefSeq names its product polygalacturonase inhibitor-like. Lineage: Eukaryota; Viridiplantae; Streptophyta; Magnoliopsida; Ericales; Theaceae. The record is from RefSeq and is a predicted model, not a curated record. Gene Ontology annotation, molecular function: protein binding.
AUUUCCUCAUAAACAUUUCCGUAGCAUUAUUGAAAUGGAAAUGACUCUCUUCUCAGUUCUGUCCCUCUCUCUCCUCAUCUCAGUCUCUCUACCCUCCCCUUCUCUCUCUGAACCUGAACACUGCAACUCCGAAGACAAAAAAGUCCUCCUCGAAAUCAAAGCAACCCAACCUGAGUACUUGGCCGCAUGGAACGCAGCUAUCGAUUGCUGUGAUUGGGCUGGUGUGGAGUGUGACGAAACCACCAGUCGUGUCAUUGACCUCGCCAUCUUCGGCGGCAACUUCUCCGGCCAAAUCCCUCCCGUCGUCGGCGACCUCAAACACCUCGAAUCCUUAGUCUUCCGCAAACUCCCCAACCUCACCGGAAAAAUUCCUUUUGCCAUUACCAAACUCAUACACCUCAAAGAGAUCAGAUUGAGCUGGACCAACCUCUCUGGUCCUGUCCCUUCAUUCUUUGCUCUGCUCAAAAACCUAACCUUCCUCGACUUGGCCUUCAACAACAUCAUCGGUUCGAUCCCUCCCGAGCUAGCCCAACUCACCAACCUCGGCGCCAUUCACUUAGACAGGAACAAGCUCACCGGAACCAUCCCCGAAUCCUUCGGAAAGUUCACCGGAACAGUCCCAGACCUUUAUCUCUCUCACAACCAACUCACUGGACCAGUACCAAAGUCUUUGGGUAACUUGAACUUUACAGUCCUUGAUUUUUCACGUAACCAGCUUUCUGGUGAUUUGUCAUUCAUCUUCGGAUCCAACAAAACCAUACAGAUAGUUGACUUUUCGAGGAACAUGUUCGAGUUUGAUCUCAGCAACAUUGUGUUUCCGGCGAGCUUGACAUCGUUGGAUUUUAACCACAACAAGAUCUUUGGGAGUCUUCCGGCGGACUUGACGGCUCUGAAUUUUCAGUUCUUGAACGUGAGCUACAAUAGGCUGUGUGGUGCGAUCCCGACAGGUGGAAAGUUGCAGAGCUUUGAUCUGACAUCGUAUUUCCACAACAGGUGCUUGUGUGGCGCACCAUUCCCGGUCUGCUAAGUUUCAAGUUUCAAGUCAACAUUGUAAUAAUAAUUUGUUUCAAUAAUAAUAGCGUGAACUUACAUUUCGCUUCAUUAGGGAGAGCCAAGCACUUGUCAAUUUGGGCAAAAAUUGUGAAUCAGACUUGCAUUAUCUUUAAAAAUAAAAAAAACAAAUUUGAGUAAUAAUUC